CACCGGGCACUGCCUUCGAGUCCGCUGUGGGCUGAACGGGAGUGGGGAGAGGGGGCGGCGGCGGCGCAGCGCCCUCUGCGGUCUCGCCCGGGAAGGCCUCGAUUGUUGUCAGUAGCCCCCUAUUCCUGUCCGCACGCCCACCGCGCACUGGAGAGGGGUGUUCCGGGGCGGGCGAAGGGCGGGAAGGGGGGCGGGUCAGCGAGGGAGAAAGGAAGCGGCCGUGGAAGCAGACGGGGCUCGCGUCCCGCGGUGUGCCGGCAGGGGUCUCCUCGUCGUCUUCUGGCUAUGGGGCUGCAGCCCCGGCGCGCCACGGGGUUCUGUCCGCCUGCGGGAAGAUGCGCUGCCCUACCCGGAGCGCGCACGGCGGCUGCCUGGGCCCGCAGCGAGGAGCCGGAGGGUGCUCCCGGCCGCACCACGUCCCGGCCGCCCAUUCUACCGGCCUCUGCUGCUUCUCCUGUCGCUGCUCGGGCACAGCCCAAGAAGCCGCCGCAGGCGACAACACCCAAAAAGGCAGCUCCCCGGCCCGUGGAGGAUAAAGCGGCGAGGAAGGCGCGGGGGGCGCCGCCGGAGCGGGCGGGGCCCCUAUCCAGUUCCUGGCCCUGCUCUUCUUUACAGCGGCGGCCGCCGGACGAACAGGGAGGACGCCUACAGCCCGCCGCUCCUCAACCGCGGGGCCGCCCGGGGGCCCCCGGAGCGAGCAGCCGCUCCUGCGAGAGCCUCGGUGGAGCGGAAGGGGAGGCUGCCCUGCGCUUCUCGUUGAGCCUACCACCGGAGGCUGUCCGUUUGUUGCAGCGCCGCAGCCAAGAGCGGCAGCGGGGGCAGCUAGCCCCGUCCCCUGGCGGCAGACCGGCCCCGGCUUGGCGCGGCGUCGGGGCCGGCGGCAGCGACUUGCGCGCACUGCUGAAGAUUUCGCUGCUUAACGACAGGCACCGCUACGACGAUGAGGAAUAUGAGGAGGAGGAGGAGGCGGCGGGGGCGGGGGCCGCGGUGGAUGAGGGACUGGUGCGGAAGUGCACGGAGUGGCUGCGCGGCGUGGAGAGCGCUGCCAGUCGAGACCGCUCCGACAGGCUGGGCACGCUGCCGCACCUGGGCACUCUCUGAGCCCCGUCGAGGGACCGGGGCUGGGGGAACGGCAGGCGUCCGGGCCUGUGGAAGAGGCGGUGCAGCCAUCCACUGUCCGUAGCUGUUGUGUCCUUUGUAGUGUCUCUGCGCCGGGGGAGACCCGGCGAGUGCCGGUAGGAACUAGGUGGCGAGGCACACGCUCCUGAGCCCCUUAGCCGUUCGGAAGCGCCGUUGAGGCGAGAGACAAAGGAGAGGCGUCGGCUUCCGCCCGCCAGCGGCCGGGUGCUGGGAGCGAGAGGAGACAUAGUGGACGUCCUGUUACCCCCCUCGGUUGUUUGUUUUGGGUGUUUGGUUUUUUUUUUUUAGACUUCUGACUACUUUCUAAGAUGUGCGUAAUGAUUUUGUACAUUUGUACAUAAAAGUUCAUUUUUAUUUAUUGGAAUAAAUUACUCGAGUUCUGUGUUGCAGCAGCCGUAGCACCUUGCUAGCUUCGCGUCGUGCUCUUCUUCUUGCGGCUGUGACUGCGCGUGGAUGUCUGCGAGAGGCUGUCGGCUGGUGUCCGUAAAGGGAGCGACUGCAGUUCAGAACACUUGUUUGUUUAGGAUGGCUGCUGAUCACGGCCGCUGACAACUCCGCUGCGAAGACCACGCUAAGGCGCUGGAUGCCUCAGCGCGCAAACGCAGCGCCGGGGGUUCAGCGAGACGGGUGGCCCGGUGCGGCACCGGCAGGAGGGAUAACGAGCAGAAGGCAAAGGGUCCCCCCGCCCCCCACCAUUCCCCGCGGAUCCCUUCAGACCCCCUGCCGAGGGGAGGUGGAGGUAGUGCCGGCCCCGCGCCGUGUCGGCUUGGUGACGGGUAGCAACCCUCCUGAGGAGAAGCUCAGAGAACAGGAGGAUGGAGGCAGCGGUGUGGUCUGAGGCUGCUGCGAUCGCUUGCUCGCGAGCUGGUACGAAGGGGAGGCGGGAGGAAUCGUAGCGGCAGCAUCCUUUGUCAACCUUCCCCGGCGAGUACCCGGCCUCCCACACCCGACACCUGCUGCAGCCGCCCUAGCCUCCCGCCACUCCAGGCUGUGACCGUACCUGAUUCUCAUCAGGAUUCUGUGUUGGAAGAGGCGAGAAGGAGACGAGAGAAGCUAUGUGUGCAAAAAAAUACUAGUGGAAAUGAAAGGGUAAAAGGUAAAUCUUAACAGUCACACCGUUGUUGUCUUGGCCACUUACUGCCACUCUCACGCUGUGAUCUAUCUUCUCAAAAGUAAGAUCCAAAUAUUUGCUAGGGUAUAGUAAGCAUUUCAUAAAUGAAUGCUUGAGCAUGUAGGAACAUGUUGAGUUUAACAGAGUGAAUCAGUUCAAUGUCAUAAACUGGGAAUCACGUAUUUCGUAUAGAUGUCAUUUCUUCACACUGAAUGAUGUCAGUGUUGACUGUGUUAAGAGAGAAAGCUUUCUAUAAAUUAGUUGGAUAAUAUAGUGGUGUGCUACAUUUUGCACAGUAUUCCCUUUCACUCCAGUUUGUUCAAAUAAUUUUUUCCUCUAUUUCUUUGUUUUCCACCUGAAACCUCAAGAGUGACAGGAUAGAUGCUUUGAGAAAAUAUUCAAUAACUGCACAGAACUAUUGAAAAAAAUAGCAAAGCAAUAUAAUACAGGUUUGAAAUAGCUAUGCUCCUAGGCCAGAGAAAAGCACAGGACAUGAGAAAGUAUGGAGAGUAAUUCUACCUAAUUUAUGCAAGUAUAGAAUCAUAGAAUCAGUCAGGGUUGGAUCAUCUAGGAUCAUCUAGUUCCAACCUUCCUGCCAUGGGCAGGGACACUCGCCUAGAUCAGGCUGCCCACAGCCUCAGCCAGCCUGGCCUUAAACACCUCCAGCCAUGGGGCCUCAACCACCUCCCUGGGCAACCCAGUCCAGCCUCUCACCACUCUCAUACUCAACAACUUCCUCCUCACGUCCAGGCUGAAUCUCCCCACCUCCAGCUUUGCUCCAUUCCCCCCAGUCCUGUCACUCCCUGAGAGCUUAAAAAGUCCCUCCCCAGCUUUUUUGUAGGCCCCCUUCAGAUACUGGAAGGCCACAAGAAGGUCACCUGAGACCCUCCUCUUCUGCAGACUCAACAGCCCAAACUAUUUCAGUCUGUCCUCACAGAGUAAUUUAUACUAGUAGCUAUGAAGCACAUGUAUCUUCAUAUCAUUUUAACUGAGUCUGCAUGGAGUUCUGCCAUAUUCAUUAAUUUUCAAUGUUUCAAUUAUGUCUUAACAUAAAUUUGCUUUAACAAUUGCAAAUUUCAUGUCAAGCUUACAUUGAAUUGAUAUCAGACACGCUUUUGGGCUUCUUUUUCCUUCUAACAAUGAGGAAAUCAGUAGUAAUUGAGCUGUAGGUGAGUUUUCGUCUUGUGUAUCCUCAGCAAAUAAGAGUUUGGAAAGGAGCAUCCUGGACUCUUACAAAUGUUGCUCCUGAAAAUUGCUCCAUGCUUUCAUAUCAACUAGAAUCAGUAUCUCCAACUGCAGUGACAAGUGAUCCACUCAUUAAGGACCAGAGAAUGAUAAAGCUUACUUGUGAGGCUGAAAACAGCUUUGUUCAGAGUCUGAUGUGUGGCAGGAAAUGCAAUAAAUUAGGAUACACAACAGCAGCAAAUGCAACAUGACUUGGAAGUGAGGCAGCUGAAAAUAGAAAAAAUAUCAAGCCUGACAAAAGAGGACCAUGCCCAAAGUGCACCAGAAAGAAGAACUUUGGCACUUUCAGAACUGCCUGGAUAGCUAUUUUGGUUUCUAAAGUUUAAUUCGAACAAGGCUACUCCAAGAUCAUGCAGCUACAAUCUUUUGUGUUAGGUAAGACAUUGUAUAAGGUAACUGGAAGUGGGCCAGAUGUGGGCUCAUCUUGAAGAUGAGGAUAUGCAGUCCUCAUACUGGGCUGGAUGUUAAGAGCUUCUGGGCUCUCUGUAGUCACAUAAUUAAUGUCUGCUUGGAACAAUACCUUCUUCACUGAAUAUUAACAUGAAGAUUUCUUACUGUCAGCAUUGCUAACUUGGUGCACCCUUUUAAUAACAUAGAAUCACAGAAUCAGACAGGUUGGAAGAGACCUCCAAGAUCAUCCAGUCCAACCUAGCAUCCCAGCCCUAGACAAUCAACUAUACCAUGGCACUAAGUGCCUCAGCCAGGUGCUUCAACACCUCUAGGGACAGUGACUCCACCACCUCCCUGGGCAGCCCAUUCCAAUGCCAGUCACUCUUUCUGUGAAGAACUUCCUCCUAACAUCCAGCCUAGACCUCCCCUGGCACAACUUGAGACUGUGUCCCCUUCUUCUGUUGCUGGUUACCUGGCAGAAGAGCCCAACCCCCACCUGGCUACAGCCUCCAUUCAGGUAGUUGUAGACAGCAGUGAGGUCUGCCCUGAGCCUCCUCUUCUCCAGACUAAGCCCCAGCUCCCUCAGCCUGUCCUCAUAAUGACAAAUGAUGCCCCUAGUGUUGGGAAUAUUUUCACCUGAAAUGCCCAUCAAUUUUGUAAGUGGUAUUAGAGCAGACAGAGGAAGUAAGUUCUGUUAAUUUUGCAUGUCGCUUGCAUCUCAGUAUUUUUUCAGUUAAAAAAAAAAAUCCAACCAACCAACCAACCCACCAAACAAAUAAAAGAACAACCACACACACAAAAAAAAAAAAAAAAAAAAAAAAAAAACCACCAAAA
Molecule: messenger RNA, 4720 nt
Organism: Pogoniulus pusillus (Red-fronted tinkerbird)
Lineage: Eukaryota; Metazoa; Chordata; Aves; Piciformes; Lybiidae
Gene: PRR18
Product: proline rich 18
Source: RefSeq, a predicted model, not a curated record